Coregonus sp. 'balchen' is the source of this 14788-nucleotide messenger RNA. The record is from the annotation of a GenBank genome assembly. NCBI's taxonomy places the organism in Eukaryota, Metazoa, Chordata, Actinopteri, Salmoniformes, Salmonidae.
AUGAGAGGCAGACAGAGAUGUCAUGAUGCACAGCAGCAGGCCAGCAGGCCAGGGGGAGCCAGGGGUAGAGCGGAGCAGAGCAGCAGAUCCCUCCUGGGCUCAGGGGAUCAGCAGCAGGGGACAGGAGACAAAUGGAGGAGCGCCCAGGUGGAACUACCGCAAGGUGAUCAAUGGCCAUGCUCGAAAGAUUCAGCCGUGAUGCCAAGGCAAUCAUGACGUGAAUACUAAGUGCCUGAGACAAAGACGACAUUUAGAAGCUAAACAUAUUUACCUACUGUGAUUUGUCGCAUACUGUGCCACGUGUUCAUGUCUCACUGUCAUGUAAGAAAACAGCAAAAUGUAUGAUCAUUUAAUGAGCUUUAGAUAAUUGCAUAGGGAAAAACUGUAUUGAAAUGACAUGAUGGUAGCAUAAGUAAAGUUUAUGACCCAUAAGAAGUGAUAUAAUAGUUAUUUGUUAUGUAAUAGGUAGGUGAUAUGUUAUACAUGUCCAUCUUGCAUGUCCUUAAUCAGAAGAACAGUAUUUAGCUGACUUUGUUGUUGCAGUAAGUUAUUGUCCAGUGUCAGUUUUUUCUCUCCACUUGAGGUUGAGUGUAAAGAUAGGAACACAUUUGAGUAUAGGAAUGGUCUUGACAAGGCAAACCUAACACCCUAAAGUCCCAUGGGCUCUAUUGCCAUUUCCCUUUAAUCUUAACUGAAAUAAAAUAUAAAUAAUCUAUAGCGCCAGAGCAAGAAGAGACAAGACAGAAAAAGAGGGAUGAAGUUGUGCACUGGGGAACUUAAGCAGUUUUGAAACACAAUGAUGUAGAGCCAUUUGCUUCUACCUGCAGGGGCUGGCUGGCUAUCGUCGAUGGUAGCUACUGUAGGAUGUCCAGAUAUCUUUCUGUAAGACAGAAGAAUCCAAGGCAAGAUACUAGUUUAGAAAUGUGUUAUUGUCAAGAGUGAAAUUGGGAUUUUGUAGGCGGUGUAAAUAUCUACAAAUCAGAUUGUUUUGCCAUGGUCAUUUAACAGCAAUCUGUUUAAUUCCCUCUGUAACGUAUGCUGUCUAACAACAUCUUCAUCAUUUAAAAUGGGAUCCUUUUUAUGAGGCUGUCAAGCUUCUGAGGGAGGACCUUGCCACACAAUUUUAACAAUUAGUGUGCCAUGAUUGAAAUAUGUUUCAUCAUGUAGCCAGGCCUUUGGCAAAGAGAGCGAGAGGAACCAGCUCUAGGAGCAUAAAAUCAAAACAAGCAUAUAAUCGGAAGAUUUCUACCAAGGGAAGGCUUCCUUUCAACUGCCCCAUGCUGCUCCUUCUGCAGCCUUGUCCACAAAUGGCUGUGCACACUUGGAAAAAUAAACAGAGAUGGAAGGAGAUGGACUUAUGCAGCACUCAUCCUCUCUUGUUGGUUUUCCACUUUGAAAGCAAAUAUCACUUUUAAAGGGUCAGAUUUAAUGGACCACAGGCUCCCUCGUGUCCAGAUAGGAAGAAUAAUCGUCCUGCCAUUUUAUUCUGGCAUAUAAAAAUUGCAUGGUGAAAUCUGAUACAAAGCAUAUGUCAUAUAUACAGCAUUGAAUCCAAAUAACUUCACAGAUCUUCAUUGUAAAGGGUUUAAAGACUGUUUCCCAUGCUUGUUCAAUGAACCAUAAACAAUUAAUGAACAUGCACCUGUGGAACGGUCAUUAAGACACUAACAGCUUACAGACGGUAGGCAAUUAAGGUCACAGUUCUGAAAACUUAGGACACUAAAGAGGCCUUUCUACUGACUCUGAAAAACACCAAAAGAAAGAUGCCCGGGGUCCCUGCUCAUCUGCGUGUGCGUGCCUUAGGCAUGCUGCAAGGAGGCAUGAGGACUGCAGAUGUGGCCAGGGCAAUAAAUUGCAAUUUCCGUACUGUGAGACGCCUAAGACAGCGCUACAGGGAGACAGGACGGACAGCUGAUCAUCCUCGCAGUGGCAGACCACGUGUAACAACACCUGCACAGGAUCGGUACAUCCAAACAUCACACCUGCGGGACAGGUACAGGAUGGCAACAACAACUGCCCGAGUUACACCAGGAAUGCACAAUCCCUCCAUCAGUGCUCAGACUGUCCGCAAUAGGCUGAGAGAGGCUGCACUGUGGGCUUGUAGGCCUGUUGUAAGGCAGGUCCUCACCAGACAUCACCGGCAACAACGUUGCCUAUGGGCACAAACCCACCGUCGCUGGACCAGACAGGACUGGCAAAAAGUGCUCUUCACUGACGAGUCGCAGUUUUGUCUCACCAGGGGUGAUGGUCGGAUUCACGUUUAUCGUCGAAGGAAUGAGCGUUACACCGAGGCCUGUACUCUGGAGCGGGAUCGAUUUGGAGGUGGAGUGUCCGUCAUGGUCUGGGGUGGUGUGUCACAGCAUCAUCGGACUGAGCUUAUUGUCAUUGCAGGCAAUCUCAACGCUGUGCAUUACAGGGAAGACAUCCUCCUCCCUCAUGUUGUACCCUUCCUGCAGGCUCAUCCUGACAUGACCCUCUAGCAUGACAAUGCCACCAGCCAUACUGCUCGUUCUGUGCGUGAUUUCCUGCAAGACAGGAAUGUCAGUGUUCUGCCAUGGCCAGCGAAGAGCCCGGAUCUCAAUCCCAUUGAGCACAUCUGGGACCUGUUGGAUCGGAGGGUGAGGGCUAGGACCAUUCCCCCCAGAAAUGUCUGGGAACUUGCAGGUGCCUUGGUGGAAGAAUGGGGUAACAUCUCACAGCAAGAACUGGCAAAUCUGGUGCAGUCCAUGAGGAGGAGAUGCACUGCAAUACUUAAUGCAGCUGGUGGCCACACCAGAUACUGACUGUUACUUUUGAUUUUGACCCCCCCUUUGUUCAGGGACACAUUCUUCCAUUUCUGUUAGUCACAUGUCUGUGGAACUUGUUCAGUUUAUGUCUCAGUUGUUGAAUCUUGUUAUGUUCAUACAAAUAUUUACACAUGUUAAGUUUGCUGAAAAUAAACGCAGUUGACAGUGAGAAGACGUUUCUUUUUUUGCUGAGUUUAGUAGCCAUUUUGGGUAUGCGAAAAAAUUACUUUUAUAGUAUUUGACAUUUUGAAAAUGUAGUAUGCUAUAAAUGCCAAGAUGUCAUACUCAUUUCAACUUUUCAUCUAGUAGAAUUAGCUGUAUACGAUUGAGGAAGAUAAUCAUCUUUCGAGAACCUUGUGUGUUUGGACACGCUGUACCAAAAUGAAUGAAUGGAGGGAAUCAAUGUAAUUGCGCAUUAUAUUACGCAUUCUCAGUGUGAUGGGCCUAGUAUGCUGAUAUUUGUUGCUUACUGCAUUCGUUUUUACUAAACAGUACUUUAAUAUAACAUACAUCAUUCAUCACUGACUAUUGUUCAACACAGUAGUCAUUGUAUUCUGCGUAGAUUCGCUGCUUUUCAAUAGGAUAUUAAUUGCUUCCUUUUUUAUUCAGUUGUAUUCAACGUCAUGCUGUACAAUAACUCAACAAUAACCUGCAAGAGAUAUCAUUUCGAUGUAUGGUAUAAUCUUGAUAUAUUUUAUUUCGUAGUUGUUUGUUGAAAAUACAAUCUACACAGGACCUUCUAAUCAGCAGAUUUUGCAUGGGUGGAGUUUUGGCUUGCCUGGUGACAUCACCAGGCUGUAUAAGUUAAUAGACCAAUAACAAAGAGAGUUCCAAACCUCACUGCCAAUAAACAGCUAGUUUUCAGGUUACAUAUCCCUCCCAUUGGGCCCCUUCACUCUGGUGAUUAACUAUGGUUAAUGCACUGCUUUGAUUCUUUUUGACAAUUUUAAUGGAAAAAUAUUACAGGAAGUUACUUAAUUGUUACCCACAAAUUAUUUGAUAUUGAGAUAAAAACAACUGCACUAGGCUUUUAAGACAUACCACAGAAAAUAAGCUAAAAAGAUCGUUCAUAUUUCAUAAUAACUCAAUGGGAAAAGUGUUUUCUACCUGACCAACUUAUAUUCAUUUAUAUACCUGUGAGGUGAAAUAAUAGCAAGUUCUUCCAUGCAAUCUCACAGACCCAAUUGAGGGAAAUAUAUUUGUUGUUGUUCAGAAGUCCCAUAAAUCCGCCGUCUUGAAUAAUUCACCACAGUGAUUUAAUACCCCCUUUCUAGCUUUAAGUGUGACCAACUGAGUUUGAAAGCUUAGAAUAUCAAAUGAAGAUAUAUCUUAGGCGAUCACAUGAACAGUGACCUUUUAAAUUGAAUAUAAGCUGCAAACUUUGACGUGACAUAAUUAAGUUUAGGUCUGGAUGUUCCCUUGCCUGGCAUGACCUAUUUAUCAAUGUAGAGAUUUCUUAAUAAAGUCACUAUUUAACUCAGUGUUGCCACAUGCCAGUGUUGAACAACUUGCCCCUAUAAUAGUGGGUCACUCAGUGAAGGCAGAAAAACUAAUGAUAAAUAAUAAAGGCAAUUCCUGGGAGGUGUUAUCUUGCGCACUUUCAUUAUUUACCUACGACAAUUUGCUAAAAAAAAGAGGCACAAUGUGUGAACAACCAAAGUGGACAAAUGUGUUUGCUAGGGAUGGACAAUUUGCUCGACAUUGAAGGGCCUAACCCAGCCUCAAAGGUGAGCUGGAGCGCUUGCCGUCAUACCGCUCUACAGUACUUUCUCAUUGUAGCAACUUCUAUCUUUGUUUAAAAAAAGUUUUUUAUUUAUUUAUCAGUGACCUUUCUACCUAUUAAUCACUGAUUCCUGCUUGCAUUGUGGUAAUCGCCUGUACUUUCAAUAUAAAACAUCUCCUGGUCUAGUUUUCAAAGAACAUAUUGGAUAAACUGUAUGACAGUUUGAAGAUUGACCUUUGAGAUGUGAUUGAUGAUGUAUAAAUGCAACAUGGACAGACACGAGUCAAAGAUGGUGAAAGUGAUUGUAUGCUAAUAUAAUCUAGUUGGGUCUGCCUUGAAUACUGCCUGCAGCAUCUAAAAAUUGGAGAUUGGCACAGAACAGUGAAUCAUCAUCCACUGUAAUUGAAUCAAGUGGCUCGCUUCAUGAGUUCUAUUUAGGGCAGCCAGUUGGAGACACAGGCCAUGUUAUCCAAUCAGAACACUUGGAAGGCUCAUUUUUUCACACUUGGCUGCGUGAAGUUGUCUCACAGAACCCAAACCCUACUCAUGUUUUUCCUCUAGAUCCUGUAUCUUGCCAUGUUGCAGUAACCCCAGCAACUAAUGUAUUCUCUGAGUCCAGUGGUGGAAAAAGUACUAAAUUGUCAUAUUUGAGUAAAAGUAAAGAUACCUUAAUAGAAAAUGAAGUAAAAGUGAAAGUCACCCAGUAAAAUACUACUUCAGUAAAAGUCUAAAAGUAUCAGGUUUUAAAUGUACUUUAGUAUAGUGGUGGGAAAAGUAUUACAUUGUCAUACUUGAGUAAAAGUAAAUCCUACACAUCAAAUUCCUUAUAUUAAGCAAAUCAGAUGGCACAAUGUUCUAUUUUUUUUUUUGACAGCCAGGGGCACACUCCACAAAAUGUAUUGAGUAAAAAUUACAUAUUUUCUUUUGGAAUGUAGUGGAGUAAAUGUAAAAGUAGUCAAAAAUAUAAAUAGUAAAGUACAGAUACCCAAAAAAGUACUUUAAAGUAUUUUUACAAAAGUACUUUACACCACUGUCUGAGUCUAAAAUUAAAAGUCCUAGAUUAUAUAGGCCUGGGGGGGGGGGGGGGGGGGGGGGGGGGUUGAGAGUCCUCACUUACUUUCUCACAGUAAGAGCUCUUUCUGAGAAAUUACUCCUCUACCAUGUCAUCCUUUGGAGUGGGCGGCAUGGCAACAUUUAUCACUCAGAUCAUCAGUGUGACAUCUGCCAUGACUGAUAAAGUGAGAGAGAGAGGGCAUACACUUCUCACAGAAGUCUCUUCUUGUCCAUCCUUUUUUGGUGAAUAGUGUCAGUAAAAAAUCAAUUAAUACCUAAGGUUGAAGUCAGAGAUAAAGUCCUACUAUCCCUUCUUAUAAGUUUGACUCCUAUUGGUGUACCACAAGGUCACAUCACUAUAUAUGAGUUGUAAUUGAACUUGUAUGCAAGUCACAUGCUAUGUAGCGAACACAAAUCAAGCGCACAAACAACUCUUCAGUCUUUAAAAGAGGACUUUAAUGCACGCUUGCAGGUUCACAUAGCAGACGAGGUGACGUCCCACAAAUGUAAGGUUUAGUCAGCCUCUAUGUCUCCGGUUAGCAUUGAUUACAGUUGUAAAAUGUGUAUAUUUUAUAUUUAGACAUUCUGUAGAUGACUGUCCAAAUGUCUCUGAUUUGUAGGCCUUAAAUCCCUGUGAGGAAUGUUUUUUGUGGUUACAGGGCAGGAUCUGUAGCUCAAGUGCAGUCCCCCAAUCAGCAGGGGAAACCAGCUGAAAGCCUUCUGAACCACAGCCAUCAAUACGUCUCAGGGACUGGGCUCAGAAUGGAGGGGGGUGGCCGAACAUCUACGUAUGGAGCGAUUAAAACUGUGUUGUGAAAAACGUCCAUUAAUAAGAUAUGUACAUUAUGGACAAGAGCAUCCGCUCAGCUUGAAAUUAAAAAUUCAUACCGAGGAGAGAAAGCCUGCAGAAAAGCGCCUCCUGAAAUAAAACAUGGACCCUUGGAGGCACAUUAGAGGUAUCAAUAAAUCAGGAAAUAAAAGGCAAGUUUCAAAUGAAAAAAUCCCAGUUCCCUUGCUUAUCCCCUGCAGGUACAGUAGAAAAAGUAUGAAAAUGUAUGCACUCACUACUAAGUGUCUGCUAAAUGACUAAAAUGUAAAUGUACAAAAUGUUGAUGUACUCUGAGCUCUAAGAUUUUCAAUUAAAUCUGAUAAAGGCCUACACUUCUUUUUCUGUACACCCCUGUCUCAUGCUUAUUGGAGAUAACUGGAUGUAUAUAUUUUACUUCCUACUCAGACACUUCCUAAACUUUGUUUCUCUUUAGUUUUAGGUACAUUAUGCUAGAUGAACUCAUCCAAACAACGAAUAUUUAUUCCAUAAGUUAUGCAAUAGGUAUUUAAUAUCAAACAAAAAACGGUUUAAAGACUAACAAUUAUGAAACUGCUCUCAACUACUGCUAUUAUGUGCUAGACAUCACUAAAUGAUUUCCUAAGUGCAUAGUAUUUGCGGAAAACAUUAUAAUCUCUGAGCAAUUAGGCUUUAGAAUAAUUAAGACACUCAUAAUUGUUCAGCGAUUGCAAAGUAAUCAAUACUUAUUACUGCUAUUAUCCAUUUUCAUGUGCUUAUAUUACUAAAUAGCUGACUCUUCCAGUAGCAUUUACAUAAAUCAGUGAAGGAAAACAAGUUGUCCAAGCCAGAGUAUGUUCAGAGGGUAUCACUACAGCUAAGAGUUAUAAACAAGAAGAGAGAAGUAAGGCUGCGUCGGGAGUUCUUCAUGGCACUUUUCCACUGCAGGGCCAUGCCGGGCCUUGAAUAUCAGGGUUCCUAUUUCAUUACCAUUUGCCCAUGGUCCACUUGAUUCCAGGAACCAAGCAGGAUAUUCAGCCUCGUUUGAUACUGUAUCUGGUACUGACAUCAAACCAUGUAGGCUGGUGGGUGGGGUUACAAAUGGCCGUACUCAAUGAUUGGUCUCACACAAUAAUGUCACAGUGUGGCGUAUGUUGUUAAUAGGUACAGUAGAAAAACGGUACAGCCACAGAUAGAACUUGGUACAGCUACACUAACCAGUAACUCUACAGCUAAAACCGAAUAAUGGAAGCAGCAAAUUGGUCAGUUGGAGAUGUCCACUCGCUUUUGAGCACCUGGGUAGACUCCAGCAUCCAGAGGCAACUGGAUUCUUCCACCAGGAAUGAAAAGGUCUUCAAAUAAUAUAUUGUAUACAUUAGCAGAGAUGGGAAUCCAUCGGUCAGUGAAACAGUGCAGGGAAAAAAUUAAGAAACUCAAACAAGAAUAUAAAAAGAUAAAAGAUUGCACAACAACAAAAGUGUAUCAGACAGCGAUAUUUGAAGGCAUGAUGAUGCCGAGCAGCGAUGAUCAGCACGGUAAUACAUUGUUGUUAGCCAAAUUAUCUAGCUAGCUACCAAUGUCUUCAGCAAAGCUAGCUGUAGCGUGUGUGAGUGAGCACUGCGCGAGAUGUGAACCAGGGUCAACAACUUGUCAUAUAAACAUCCAUGGAAGGCCAACGCCGUGGACUUAGCUACAUGUUUGACAUUAGCCGGGAGUUUCCAACUUUACAUUACUAACAACAGCUUCAUAGCUGUAUUUGCUACAUGUUUGACGUUAGCCGGUAGUUUCCGACUUUACAUUACACAAACAAACAUACUUUUCAGACAGCGUCAUUUAACAACAGCUUCAUAGCUGUAUUUGGAAAGUUUGUCCUAGCCAUAAAAGGAUGUCAGACACCAGCAGGACACAUGUCACUAGACUAAACUGGCUAAAGUUCUUAUGUAAAAUACUUUUUUGUACUAUAUCAAAAGCAUUGUGAAUGUGGCUUUCAAUGACUGUUAAUUGAAUUUAGCCUACUGUUAAACAAUGAAAAUAAUGUACAUUUAGCAAAUGUUGUUAAACAUGCUUACUUGUGUAGAUUUUAAAUGGAGGAAAUAAAGAUUAGACAUAAUAUGAUUUACACACUUUUAUUAAACAACAAUCAAACAUUGGUUGAACAUAGCGUAUACAAUCGUGUAGUAGGGUAUUGAUGGGGUAAAAAACUAAACUUAUAAGAACAUACAGUAUGUAUAAUGGUAAAAUGAACAUAAGGGUGUAUAUAGUAGUACUUUAUUAAGCUAGAGAUAUCAGACUGCUUCUCAAUGCACCAGGCCUACGUCGGCCUUCCGCAUCUGCGGUGGAAGGUGGGCGAGCUACAGCCGUGUUUGUCAGAUCAUGAGACAUCCUGAAAAUCGGUCUUCUCAUGAAAAUGUCUGUAGCAUCCGAAUGGAAAGGGGAGACUCUAACGAACACAAUGGUGUUAUCCGUUUUGCUCUAAAAAAAACACAAGUGUCACAAGACUUGUCUGAAGGUAACCCAUACAAACAAAUGGAAGUAUGGAGGUGCCAACAACAAAAAAAUAAAUCAAAUCAAAAAAGAAAACUCACAUACACGUGUUUAGCAGAUGUUAUAGCGGGUGUAGCGAAAUGCUUGUGCUUCUAGCUCCGACAGUGCAGUAAUAUCUAACAAGUAGUAUCUAACAAUUUCACAACAUAUACCUAAAACACACAAAACUAGUAAGGAAUGGAAGCAAACAUACUUUUCAGAGGACAUUCCUGAACCUACGGACUCAGAGGAAGCUGCGUGCUCGAACAGAGAAGCCACAACCUCAGAGCCCUGCACCCCCAGACACCCAGGGUCCAUCAACACAAUCAAUGCUCCUGAAACCCCUGAGCCCUGCACCCCCAGGCACCAAGGGUCCAUCCUUGGUUGGUAAACAGUUCACUGUCAAUUGAUUGUCAUGUUCACUUGUUUAGCCCUAAUCACACAAUUUAGCUGUCUUCAACAGGGGUGGGCAAUCUCAUCCACCGAGGGCUUUUGUCAUGACAGGGUUAUGUACCUAAACAUUAUUCAAGGAGACAGUGUGGAUACAGGAAUUUAUACAUAAAACUGUCACACUGAUUCAAUUAAUCAUAUUCUGACCCAAGACCUUUAUUAUUUGCAUCACUGGUGUAUCCGGUUGGUAGAUCUGGUUGGCCCCACACUGACCUUUGCUGGAUAAGAUUUUAUCAAUAUAAUGAGAAAAUAUAUGGCUGGAGAACAAAACUGCACUCACACUGGCUGCCCUCAGGUUUGCUUUGGAGUCUGUACCUUAUCAUUCCUGUACUCUACAUCUCUUUACUUCUGCCUAUAUAUUUUCCCAGGGAAGAGAAAACACACUGCGAGCACAACCAGCAAAUACCUGAACAUCAUGAGGGAGACCGAGGCCUCAUACCUGGAGACACUUGAGGCCCAGCGUCAGCAGCAGGAUCAGCACUUCUAUCAGCUGCGUGAAGAUGAGGCAGCAGUCAGCACAGCAGACAGGAAAGCCAGGGUGGCUGCGAUGCCACAGACAGCGUCAUUUAACAACAGCUUCAUAGCUGUAUUUGGAAAGUUUGUCCAAGCCAUAAAAGGACGUCAGACACCAGCAGGACACGUCAAUAGACUAAACUGGCUAAAGUUCUUAUGUAAAAUACUUUUUUUUAUUCACUUAAAUUUGUACUAUACCAAAAGCAUUGUGAAUGUGGCUUUCAAUUACUGUUAAUUGAAUUUAGCCUACUGUUAAACAAUGAAAAUAAUGUACAUUUUGCAAAUGUUGUUAAACAUGCUUACUUGUGUUGAUUUUAAAUGUAGGAAAUAAAGAUUAGACAUAAUAUGAUUUACACACUUUUAUUAAACAACAAUCAAACAUUGGUUGAACAUAGAGUAUACAAUCGUGUAGUAGGGUAUUGAUUGGGUAAAAAACUAAACUUAUAAGAACAUACAGUAUGUCUAAUGGUAAAAUGAACAUAAGGGAGUAUAUAGUAGUACUUUAUUAAGCUAGAGAUAUCAGACUGCUUCUCAAUGCACCAGGCCUACGUCGGCCUUCCGCAUCUGCGGUGGAAGGUGGGCGAGCUACAGCGGUGUUUGUUAGAUCAUGAGACAUCCCGAAAAUCGGUCUUGUCAUGGAAAUGUCUGUAGCGUCCGAAUAGAAAGGUGAGACUCUAACGAACACAAUGGUGUUAUCCGUUUUGCUCUAAAACCCCCACAAGUGUCACAGGACUUGUAUGAAGGUAACCCAUACAAACAAAUGGAAGUAUGGAGGUGCCAACAACAACAAAAAUAAAUCAAAUCAAAUCAAAUUUUAUUUUUCACAUACACGUGUUUAGCAGAUGUUAUAGCAAGUGUAGCGAAAUGCUUGUGCUUCUAGCUCUGACAGUGCAGUAAUAUCUAACAAGUAGUAUCUAACAAUUUCACAACAUAUACCUAAUAAACACAAAACUAGUAAGGAAUGGGAUUUAAGAAUAUAUAUAUAUGGACAAGCAAUGACAGAGUGGCAUGGACUAAGAUACAGUAGAAUAUAUAUUUUUUUGUUUACAUUUUAGUCAUUUAGCAGACACUCUUAUCCAGACCAACUUACAGUUAGUGAGUGCAUACAUUUUUCAUACUGGCCCCCCAUGGGAAUCAAACCCAUAACCCUGGUGUUGCAAACGCCAUGCUCUACCAACUGAGCUACACGGGGCCCUAGAAUAGAAUGCAGUAUAUACAUAUGAGAUGAGUAGUGCAAGAUAUGUAAACAUUAUUAAAGUGAAUAGUGUUCCAUUUCUUAAAUUGGCCAGUGAUUUCAAUAGGCAGCAGCAGCCUCCAAUGUGCUAGUGAUGGCUAUUUAACAGUCUGAUGGCCUUGAGAUAGAAGCUGUUUUUCAGUCUCUCUGUCCCAGCUUUGAUGCACCUGUACUGACCUCGCCAUCUGUAUGAUAGCGGGGUGAACAGGUAGUCUCCCGAGUGGCACAGUGGUCUAAGGCACUGCAUCGCAGUGCUAGCUGUGCCACUAGAGAUCCUGGUUCGAAUCCAGGCUCUGUUGUAGCCGGCCACGAACGGGAGACCCAUGGGGCGGCGCAAAAUUGGCCCAGCGUUGUCCAGGGUGGGGGAGGGAAUGGCUGGCAGGGAUGUAGCUCAAUUGUUAGGGCAUGGCGUUUGCAACGCCAGGGUUGUGGGUUUGAUUCCCACGGGGGGCCAGUAUGAAAAAUAAUAAUGUAUGCACUCACUAACUGUAAGUCGCUCUGGAUAAGAGUGUCUGCUAAAUGACUGUAAAUGAUCUUUUUGGCCUUCCUGUGACAUUGGGUGCUGUAUGUGUCUUGGAGGGCGGGUAGUUUGCCCCCGGUAAUGCGUUUGGAAGACUGCACCACCCUCUGGAGAGCCCUGCGGUUGCGGGUGGUGCAGUUGCCGUACCAUGCGGUGAUACAGCCCGGCAGGAUGCUCUCAAUUGUGCAUCUGUAAAAGUUUGUGAGGGUUUUAGGUGCUAAGCCAAAUUUCUUCAGCCUCCUGAGGUUGAAGAGGCUCUGUAGCGCCUUCUUCACCACACUGUCUGCGUGGGUGGACCAUUUCAGUUUGUUGGUGAUGUAUACGCCAAGGAACUUGAAGCUUUCCACCUUCUCCACUGCGGUCCCGUCGAUGAGGAUAGGGGAGUGCACCCUCUGCUGUUUCCUGAAGUCCACGAUCAUCUCCUUUGUUUUGUUAAUGUUGAGUGAGAGGUUAUUUUCCUGGCACCACACUCCCAGAUAAGGUAUUAAAUAUGUGUCCAUUGUUUUAUAUAUAUAUUUCCUGAGCUUGGUACCAGGCUUGGUCUGUCAUGCUAGUAGUUCUGUUGUUGGUCCAUUCGCUUUGUUGUUCCAAAGGGUGUCUGUGAGAGAUAGAAAAUCACAAAGAAAGAAAAAAGAGAAGAUCUGUUAAUAAACAUUGGUUUUAUUUGUCAGUUGGACACACAUCAACUCACCAUAGCAUAGGUAGAGAUAAUAUAGUUGAUUGGGUUGAUUAAUUUUCAUCUGAUGUAGGUCAGGAAGUGUUUCUCGUAAGAAUGUUAUACUAAAUUACUCUUGUAGUAUUGAAUGAGGACAACUUGCUAUUACACUUGCAAUAAGGUGCAGUCCUGCAAUAUUACUCUUGCAGUAUACCGUGUAUGAUGUAGGCCUAGGUAUGUACAAUGUAUACACUAUAUAUACAAAAAUAUGUGCACACCCCUUCAAAUUAGUGGAUUCGGCUAUUUCAGCCACACCCGUUGCUGAGAGAUCAAAUUGAGCACACAUCCAUGCAAUCUCCAUAGACAAACAUUGGCAGUAGAAUGGCCUUACUAAAGAGCUCAGUGACUUUCAACAUGGCACCGUCAUAGGAUGCCACUUUUCCAACAAGUCAGUUUGUCAAAUUUCUGCCCUGCUAGAGAUGCCCUGGUUAACUGUAAGUGCUGUUAUUGUGAAGUGGAAACGUCUACGAGCAACAAUGGCUCAGCUGUGAAGUAGUAGGCCACACAAGCUCACAGAAUGGGACCGGUGAGUGCUGAAGCGCGUAAUGCAAAAAAUUUGUCGGCCCUCGGUUGCAACACUCACUAUCGAGUUCCAAACUGCCUCUGGAAGCAACGUCAGCACAAGAACUGUUCGUCGGGAGCUUCAUGAAAUCGGUUUCCAAUGGGUUUUCCGAGCAGCCACACACAAGCCUAAGAUCACCAUGCGCAAUGCCAAGUGUCAGCUGGAGUGGCGUAAAGCUCGCCUCCAUUGGGUUCUGGAGCAGUGGAAACGCGUUCUCUGAAGUGAUGAAUCACACUUCACCAUCUGGCAGUCCGAUGGACAAAUCUGGAGUUGGCGGAUGCCAGGAGAACGCUACCUGCCCCAAUGCAUAGUGCCAACUGUAAAGUUUGGUGGAGGAGGAAUAAUGGUCUGGGGCUGUUUUUCAUGGUUCGGGCUAGGCCCCUUAGUUCCAUUUAUGGGAAAUCUUAACACUACAGCAUACAAUAACAUACUAGACGAUUCUGUGCUUCCAACUUUGUGGGAACAGUUUGGGGAAGGCCCUUUCCUGUUUCAGCAUGACAACACAAGGUCCAUACAGAAAUGGUUUGUCGAGAUCGGUGUGGAAGAACAUGACUAGCCUGCACAGAGCCCUGACCUCAACCCCAUUGAACACCUUUGGGAUGAAUUGGAAUGCCUAAUCGCCCAACAUCAGUGACCGACCUCACUAAUGAUCUUGUGGCUGAAUGGAAGCAAGUCCCCACAGCAAUGUUCCAACAUCUAGUGUAAAGCCUUCCCAGAAGAGUGGAAGCUGUUAUAGCAGCAAAGGGGGGACCAACUCCAUAUUAAUGCCCAUGAUUUUGGAAUGAGAUGUUCGACGAGCAGGUGUCCACAUAUUUCUGGUCAUGUAGUGUAUCUAUCACAAAGACAGAUACACAUUAUGUAGCUAGCUAAAUAGAUACAUUUUACGUACCUCCUAAGGGCCUAUCACACACAGCAUACUGCAAGAGUAAUACCGUAUUUGAAGGACUGUAGCUGUCCUCAUUCCAAAUAAGUUUGGAACAAUUCACAAAGACAGAUACACAACAGCUAGCUAAACAGAUAAACAUACCUCUCUUGAUACGUUGUGUAUUUCAGCUGGCUCUUUUCAGCUGUCUCCUCUCAUUUGCUGCCCACGAACAAAAAUGAAAAGGAUGGCAGAAAAAAGCCUGGCUAACUCCACAGCACGUCUCCCUCCUCCAUACUUAAAAAUGCCAGUCACUAGCAAUGUUUCCUGUGAGUUAAACCUAGUCCUGUUUCCAGUUUCACUGCAAAUGGAAAACAACCAAGAACCAACAAGGCUAGUUAGUGCUGGUUCCGGCACGGCCCAGCACGGUUUGGUUUCUCUAGUGGAAUUGCGCCAUAAUUUGCAGGGUAAUAGCCUAAUCAUCACUAUCAGGUGAUUAUUGCAGCGCCCCAUCUUCAGAAGCCAGGUAUACUGGCCCUCCUGUGGUUAUUUAUGGUGGUCUAUCUCAACUUACCCAGCUGGGGGUGAGAUGCAUCAAUGCACCAGUGAGCUUUGAAAAUCUCUCUUCUCCUUCAUACUACCUCCCACCGAAUUCCCCAUGGGUUUUCUCAGCGGGGUUUGGCAGACACUAUGCCUCCUGCCAAUAGUUGGCUGUAGGCUUAAUGGCAGCACUUUUCUAUACUGAACUCAGGAGGGGUAGGGAGAAUUAUAAAGUGAGGGGACAACCUCAGAGGGAGACCAAAGUGAUGACCAGAGAUGUCCCAUCGUCAUAUUUACAUGGACCCUGAUAUUCAUUACGUUUUCCCUUUUGUCCCUUCCCUCCUUGGUGCUCUUGAGAUGAUGUGAUAGGCCUGUCUUUGAUCCUGGAGCAUGUAGAAAGACCAGCCCUCGCUGUGUCACUCAGAGCAGAGCCAAACAGGCAGCCAGCCAGGCGCUUCAGAGACAUUCCUUGGCGGAGCCACCUCAUGUCAUCCGACAUGCUAAAGUCUCUCUCGGCGUGUAA